Beta vulgaris subsp. vulgaris (sugar beet) is the source of this 1209-nucleotide messenger RNA. RefSeq lists its product as uncharacterized. Lineage: Eukaryota; Viridiplantae; Streptophyta; Magnoliopsida; Caryophyllales; Amaranthaceae. The transcript is spliced from 5 exons. The record is from RefSeq and is a predicted model, not a curated record. The coding region runs from base 1 to 1209 and encodes 402 amino acids.
AUGCAAAAAACAACAAGAGAUGUAAAAGGUAAAGGGAAAGAAGGUGUGAAUAGAAGUUCAAAUUUCAGAGAUAACAAGCAAACUUACCCAAAAUGGGGUAAAGGAAGACAAGAAGUAAAGGGAAAAAUGGCUGCAAAUGCUUGCAGUCAAAGUGAAGGUGGCUCACUGAGUAGUGGAAUCAAUGCACAACAAUUAGAGCAACUGUUAAGGAUGUUACCUCUUCCAUCAAAAGGAGGAGAUGAUGACUCUGGAGAAAAAAUGGAGGCAAAAAUCAACUUGCCAACAGGAGAAACUUCCAUGGUGUCACAAUGUGAGAGUGUGAAACUUGCAAGCAAUAUGAAACUUAAAUUAGUGAUGUAUGUACCUAGCUUGAGGCACAAUCUUCUAUCUGUGCAGAAGCUGACAACUCAUGAGGGACGCAAAGUUGUCUUUCACCCAAACGUUUGCAUCAUACAAGAUUUUGCCACAUCUCAUGUGAGGGGUGUUGGAAAAGUUGUGAAUGAGAUUUAUUAUUUCAUCAACUCACCCAUACAAGAAGUGUUGCAACAAGUCAAUCAACUUGUUAACAAGAAGAAAGAAGAAACUACUAACCUGAGAAUGGUGAAAAAUAGUGGCAUGACAGCAAACACUGAACUCAGGGUGCCAACAACAGUAGAAAAACAAAGAAGCAAGAUUACUGAGAAUAGUAGUGGGCCUAAAAAUUUCAAACUUGUUAUGAAACAACCUCAUUGGGUUAGUGCUACGAAUGAGGAGUUGAGUGCUCUUGAAUCGGACCACACAUGGGAAGUCACUGAACUUCCACCCAAGAAAAAACCUAUUGGGUAUUUGGCAGCUAAGCAAUUUCUCUCCACUCAAUUUCGUAUGAAGGACCUAGGGGAGUUAAGGUACUUCAUAGGUAUUAAAGUUGACAGAACAAAAGAAGGGUUCUUCCUCUCUCAGAAAAAAUAUCUCACAGAUGUUCUUAAACAAUACAAUAUGACUCACUGCAAGCCACUUAAGGUUCCUAUGAGCCCUCAUGUCAAGCUCACUGCAGACCUGGGAGAUCCUCUGCCUGACGCUUCAGUUUAUCAACAACUCAUUAGGAAGCUCAUUUAUCUAACCCUCACUAGGCCAGACAUAGCCUUCUCUAUGCAUCUUCUCAGUCAAUUCAUGCAUAAACCAACAUGUGUCCACCUUCAAGCUGCAAAAAGAGUCCUUAAGUAUCUCUGA